Molecule: messenger RNA, 557 nt
Organism: Alosa alosa (allis shad)
Lineage: Eukaryota; Metazoa; Chordata; Actinopteri; Clupeiformes; Clupeidae
Product: C-C motif chemokine 8-like
Exons: 4
Coding region: 13-276 (87 amino acids)
Biological process (GO): chemokine-mediated signaling pathway; monocyte chemotaxis; inflammatory response
Cellular component (GO): extracellular region
Molecular function (GO): CCR chemokine receptor binding; chemokine activity
Source: RefSeq, a predicted model, not a curated record
GUUGAUUAGAGCAUGAUGAGGCAAAUGUUGCUGAUUGUUGUAGUGGGGGCACUGGUUAUCGCCGUCACUGGUGACCGCAGGCCAAGGUACUAUCCUCCAUGCUGCGAGGAAGUUUCCAAUGCUCCAAUCAAAAACAUUGAGUCCUUUACACGCCUGCAUGCACACCAGUCAUGCCUCGAUGCCAUUGUUUUUACCACAAAGGAUAAUAAGAAUUAUUGCACUGACCCAAAGGCACGAUGGGUGGCAAAAAAGCUGAAAGAUCUGAAACCACAAUGAAUACCAACAUCUUUGCUUAACAAAGAGCUACCCUGGAGUAGAACCUGCAGCGGGAUCAGGAAGUUGUCUUUCUCUAUAAUAUUCAAAUGCUAAUAUAUUUACUCUCUAAGCUUUACACUUCAAAAAUCCACUGAUAAAUAAUCUUGAUGGUGGAAAUCUGCACAGUUUGUACUACUGAAAGGUUUUAGGAUCACAUUUAUUGCAUUUAACAUGGGUGUGACUAUGGCAUUUUGGAAUAAAUACAGAACUGCAUUUUUUAAUUGUUUAAUUUUCUGUCUGUG